GUAACACGUACGGCGGGGCUUCGCACACGUGAUGAAGUCUAUUAAUGUAGUGAUUUGUGGUUGGAAUCAAAUUACAGCAUCUGUAAUAAAGAUGCUCAGGAAACAUAAAAGUGUGAAUAUAAUUGGAUACUGGUGUGAGUCUUCGAGCAACCAAAUUCAUGCAGAUGUUGCUGGUAUGAAAGUUAUUAGUGAGCCUUUUAAAGAUCUAAUAUCGAAUAAAGAUAUACAGUUUUUAUUUCUUUGUGAUACUCCGGUCAAUCAACGCAAUCUUGUCUCAAUAAUUGAUUGCUUGAGCAAAAAACAGUUUGCUUCGGAUACGGUAUUGCAAGACAUCCCUUAUAUAAUUAUUUUUCCUCCCGUAUCACCUAAUUAUGAUAUGGACAUGUUAGAGAAAGUCAGAAUUCGUGUUGGCUUCGCCAUGCCCUUGAGAAACCUACCUUUAUCUACCCUUUUGUUCACUCACCUCAACUACAAUCAUAAAGAAAUGAAAGCACUCAGGAAUUACGAAUUUACUCGACUCCCUACACAUUGGGUUUUAGGAACUAUAGAAAGCAUCCAUAUAAGAUUGUCCACAGUCAGUUUUAUUGAUGGUAGUGAGUACUCAUGGUUAUCUGAGUCGGAAGAUAUGGGUGGAGGACUGCUGAAUAUGUUCUGUCCAGGUCUUAUUGACCUUGUUUAUUUCCUUUCUGGAGGGCUUCGGAUAACUUCACUUACGAGUAUUUGCCGAAUAUUCGGUAAAGGAACAAGCGAUUUGAGUCAUUCUAUUCGCCAUAUCUCUGCAGAUGACUACGUCACUAUAAUGGGCGAACUCGACAUACCAACAUUACCCGGAUUUCGUAAACCAGUAGUCGUCAUAAUUCUUUCAUCAGAUAUCCCUUUCCCAAAAAAUAGGAUGAGUGAUCUCCCUGAAGCUCAUUUUUAUGACAAUCAUUGUUUCAGACUGGAAAUAGAAAUUAGUGGAUCAACUGGUAGCUUCUUGAUUGAUGAAGGCAAAAGGCGAAUUUCAUGGACACCUCGAAAAGCAGUCUCGUCAAAGCCUAGUAAACUGAACAACAAACUAACUCAGUUGGACUGCGAAGAUCACUACCAUGACAAACGACCUGGGAAUAUAGAGGAAUCUGAAGGAGUGUAUACUGAGGACGUAUUAGUCAGCGCUAUUGGUAGCAACGUGCCUCGAACUCAGGUUCCUACGAUGCUAAACGUCAAUCUCGAUGAGGAUGGAAUGACAGAAAUAGUUCAUCUAUCAUUAAACGACUCACUACAUGACUCGGAAUCAGUAAAGAGUGCUCAACAUUGUUAUCUAUCCGCAACUGGAGAAGCAUGGACGAACUGGAUAAGUGGUUUAACCAAAAGCUUUUGUCCGGAGUGGAAAUCAUUCGAGUUUUUAUCGGCAAGCCCCGGCCAUUGGGUUUACAUUCAGUCAGUUAUGCAUGCGAUAACCAAAUCCACACAACUUAGAUGUUGGAUCGACGUCCAAACUGGCAAACGCAUAUGAUAGCUUUCGUAGUGUUAUUGCAGUGAAAAUCAGGAAAAAAUACGUCUCACGGCCAUACUUUACAAAACUCAAGAAAACACCUAACAUCAAGUUAACAAGGGUUGGUCUAUGGGUCCAACAAAUUAAAACGGGAUUUUUAUUCAAGUCCUAGAAAUCGAUUAUGUAUUAUUAACUGAUUUAUUACAAAACGCUUGUUUUUCGUGCUUAUCGAAUAAAUGUUUAAACUCAGG
Messenger RNA from Schistosoma curassoni, 1725 nucleotides. Lineage: Eukaryota; Metazoa; Platyhelminthes; Trematoda; Strigeidida; Schistosomatidae. The record is from the annotation of a GenBank genome assembly.